GGGGCGUGUACGUCCAUGCGGCAGCCAUCGAGUCUCCAGUGGAGAGAAGAAGACUUUCCGUUUCCGUCUUAUUCCAUCCGUAAAGACAAACCUUCCCGCUUCGGAGACAUUUGAUUCGAUCUGGGAAGUUUUGCUCGCGUCGGCGGCGUCUUGGUUCUUGGUUCUUGCUGGGACGUCAAACAGGACUCAAACUACCAGCAGACAAUUUCGACAAAAUACAGCAACCUUUUUUGUGUUAUUUCUCUUGCUCAUUGGCAGUAAAAAAAAAAAAAAAAAAAAAAGGGAGCUGAAAGUAAAACUAUCGAGUGAAACCAAAAGCAAUAGCUAGCAGCUAGCAAGCUAGCGAAGCUUCCAAACACUAAACGAUGAAUCAUUUUUGAUUGACAGCUGGAUGCUGUCGUCCUGCCCACGGACACGCGCACAAAUAAGACGACGUUUGCCUCGUGUCGGUCCUCCGGCAGACUUUAGUCGUUUCUCGUCGUCGCAUCGGCCGCUUUGUGUUUAUUUAGAAUUGUUACGUUCCGGGGGUUGUUGUGGGUGUCGAGCUGCCGUUAGCUAGUCGUCCUGCUAACGUUGGACAGCUCCACUUUAAAGCGAGCUGUGGACAAAGGACGGUUAAGGACGCCUGAUAGAAACAUUGACAGCUGGGGAAAGGACGGCAAGGACAAAGGGACUGACAUGAUGUUUCCACAAUCAAGACACUCAGCUUCAUCGCAGCAGCUGAAAUUCACCACGUCUGACUCGUGUGACAGGAUCAAGGAUGAGUUCCAGUUCCUCCAAGCGCAAUACCACAGCCUCAAGCUCGAGUGUGACAAGUUGGCCAGUGAGAAGUCAGAGAUGCAGCGUCACUACAUCAUGUACUAUGAGAUGUCCUACGGGCUCAAUAUUGAGAUGCACAAACAGGCUGAGAUUGUGAAGAGAUUAAAUGGAAUCUGUGCCCAAGUUCUCCCUUACCUGUCACAGGAGCACCAGCAGCAGGUCCUGGCAGCCAUUGAGAGGGCCAAGCAGGUCACCCCCCCAGAGAUGAACUCCAUCAUAAGGCAGCUUCAGGCCCACCAGCUGUCUCAGCUCCAGGGCCUGGCCCUCCCCAUGACCCCCCUGCCGCUGGGCCUGAGCCAGCCGAGCCUCCCCGCCGUCACCACCUCCUCUGGCCUCUUCUCCCUCUCCUCCCUGCUGGCCUCCCAAGCGCAGCUGGCCAAGGAAGAGAAAGCGUCGCGUGACGGCGCCGACAGCCACCGUGAGGACGACGGAGACAAGUCCGAUUAGGCGGUGGCGGAGGCGGCCCGUCAUUGGAAGCUCUUGUUUUUAUGUCCUGGUCUUUUCUGGAGCUCCAAGCUUAUCACUUGACUUUAAGCAACCUCUCACUGGGAGGACUUUCCUUCAUCCUCGCAUCCUUUCUCUUUUUUAUACUGAAUGUUUUCUCUCUUUUGAUGAUGAAGCUUCACCUUGUAUAUUCUACUCUCCUCCUCCUGACUCUCUGCUACCCACUCGGCUGUCGAACAGGCCUGUGCUGCAUUCCAGACCGCUUGGAAGUAGGAAACAUCCCACUCGGAACCCCCCACGUCCAAACCCACGUUGAAAGUAAACAAAAACCACGACUGAUGCCAUCUAAAGAGGAAAUGACAUCAGCUACUCAUCGUUCUGCUCUAUGGCAUGCACUGGCACUGGUAUGCAAACAGGAGCUCAGAACAUUCAGGAAAAGAUUUCUUUUCCCCACAUUCCAUUCAACAUCAAUUAAGGAAGUGUUAUGAAACACCCCAUAAAUAGAAAUCAUCAAAUAAUAUUGCAUCAUAAAAAUACAUAGAACUCAAUUAUACAAAUUAAUAAUAUUGCAUAAUACAAAUAUAUGGAAAUUCAUAUUUGUGAUCAUUUAUAUACCCUUGUAUAGAAUAAAAAUAUAUAGAAAAUAAUUAUUACAAAAUGUAUACAUUGAAAAAUGAAAUAUUGCAUAAUAAAAUAAUAAAUUGCAUAAUAAUAUAUAGACAUUAUAAAAAUGUAUUAGAAUUCAUUUCUAUAUGUUUUUAUUAUGAAACAUUUAUAGAAAAUUACAUUAUCUUUGGAAUAAUUUCUAUAUGUU
Dunckerocampus dactyliophorus (ringed pipefish) is the source of this 2077-nucleotide messenger RNA. RefSeq names its product TLE family member 5, transcriptional modulator (gene tle5). Gene Ontology annotation, molecular function: transcription corepressor activity; protein binding. Gene Ontology annotation, cellular component: nucleus; transcription regulator complex. Lineage: Eukaryota; Metazoa; Chordata; Actinopteri; Syngnathiformes; Syngnathidae. The record is from RefSeq and is a predicted model, not a curated record. Gene Ontology annotation, biological process: negative regulation of canonical Wnt signaling pathway; regulation of DNA-templated transcription. Bases 679 to 1266 code for a protein of 195 amino acids. The transcript has 7 exons.